Molecule: messenger RNA, 752 nt
Organism: Orbicella faveolata
Lineage: Eukaryota; Metazoa; Cnidaria; Anthozoa; Scleractinia; Merulinidae
Product: SH3 domain-binding glutamic acid-rich-like protein 3
Cellular component (GO): cytoplasm
Source: RefSeq, a predicted model, not a curated record
UGUGACUGUCUUGGCGUCGAUCAACAUUGAGGCGAGAAGAAAUUGGCCCAUAUAAAAAGAUCUGUCGAUAAGAGAUUAGCCGAGCAAUCAUCGCUGGUAGGCAAAGGAUUACAAAUUGCCGGUGGAUUUGUUACCUGCUCAGGCGGAAUUAUUCAUUGCGUGACGUAAAAAGUUGAUUGGCAUCUAGACAAGAACUGCCAUUUUUGCAUUCGCAAGUUGAAAACACACGUCCCUCGUCAAAAAUUAUUGCACUUGGUGAAGAAAGAUUCCACUGAAGCUUUUCACGAUGGGUGAGAGGAUAGUAUAUUAUUAUUCUUCCGUCUCUAGCAACCUAGAGUUAAAAAAGCAGCAGCAGAAGAUAGAGAUGAUCCUGGACAGCAAGAGAGUUGAUUACGACAAAGUAGACAUUGCUGGUAACGACGAGGCAAAGCAAAAAAUGAGAGAAGUAAUGGGUGAUCCCAAAGGUUUGCCACCUCAGUUGAUAAAAGGCAACACUCAUCUUGGGGGAUAUGCAGAAUUUGAGGAAGCAGUCGAAAGCGAGGAACUUCUAGAAUUUUUGAAACUAAAAUGAGUGAACUCAAACAGUGGCACCGAGUUGUAAUGUCAAGUUUAACACAGCCGAAGGACUCAACUGUUAAGAUUAAGUUAAUAUGAUAGAAAAGCAAAAAAUAAUUACUACUGAGCAGUAACUUAAAUAGGUGUGCAAGGGGAUAAAAUUCACCAUUAUUGUUGAGAAAAAGUUUGAAAUACUC